Molecule: messenger RNA, 1164 nt
Organism: Penicillium expansum
Lineage: Eukaryota; Fungi; Ascomycota; Eurotiomycetes; Eurotiales; Aspergillaceae
Product: sugar phosphate isomerase/epimerase family protein
Exons: 2
Coding region: 1-1164 (387 amino acids)
Source: RefSeq, a predicted model, not a curated record
AUGGCAGUCUCCUGGCCUCCAUCUAAAGCCAAUCCACUGGGUAUCGCCACCUUGUCCCUCGGAAACUGGAGAGAGCAUCGUUUGGAACCACGCCUGAAGGCUGCAGCAAAAUCGGGAUAUCAAUGGAUCGACUUGUUUGAUGAGUGUUGGGCUGCGUAUCUGGAGGAACAUGGACUGCCAGGAAGCCAACUUUGGGAACCGACCGCAGAGAAUCUGCAGGUUGCGCGUAAAUUGGCUCGUGUUGUCAAGUCCUUGGGAAUGCGGAUUGCUUGCACCCAGCCUCUUCGGAAAAUCGAGGGAAUCAAAGAUCCAGUCGAACGCCAGGCUACAUUCGAUCUAGUUGCUAAACGAUUUCCUUUCAUGCGUGCCUUUGACACAGAUCUUGUCUUUAUGUGUGCGAAUAUUCGUACUGAUGAAGGGGUGACCUCUGAUCUCAAGACGGUCGCGAAGGACCUCGCGGAACUGGGCGACAUGGCGGCUGCAUAUGCAAAGGCUGAUGGUGGGCGCAUGUUGAAAAUUGGGUACGAGGGCCUAUCUUGGGCAACUCGAAAUACAUGGUCAGCCUCAUGGGAAGUUGUGCGAUUUGCCAACCGCCCUAACGUUGGACUGAUCGUGGAUGCCUUCAAUAUCCUCGCUGUCGAGUUUGCUGAUCCGUACAAUGUUGCUGGUCACGGGCGGAUCUAUCCUACCUUGGAGGAAUCUCUGGAUGUUCUUACUGGGUCACUCGCGUCAUUAGUCUCCACGGUACCGGGUGAUCGGAUAUUUUUCUUCCAAUGUGGCGAUGCGGAGUUGAUGAAUACAACGACUUUCCUCCCUCCGACCGACCCGGAAACACCAUCACUGCUCCCAUGGUCACGAAGUCAUCGGUUAUAUCCGCUUGAGCAGUCCAGAGGUGCGUAUAUGCCAGUUGAGCUAGUUGCGGCUGCUGUGCUUGCCACUGGGUACCGAGGCCCAAUCUCGCUCGAGGUGUUCAGUGCAUCACUGAAUCAACCAGGAGAGACUGUUCCGGCAGAGCAUGCUUCCAGAGGAAUCAAGGGUCUUAGCCUCUUGUACGAAACAGCGAAGUCCCUUCCGGCCUUUUGGAAAUGUUAUGAUGAACGUAUGAGUGCUAUUGAACAAGUCGUACGACGGCUACAGUCAGAUGAACACAAACAUAAGCUAUAA